GGUCUGACUGUGGGACUAGAACAGAUCUGACUGUAGACUAGAACAGGUCUGACUGUGGACUAGAACAGGUCUGACUGUAGGACUGGAACAGGUCUGACUGUAGACUAGAACAGGUCUGACUGUGGGACUGGAACAGGUCUGACUGUGGGACUGGAACAGGUCUGACUGUGGACUAGAACAGGUCUGACUGUAGGACUGGAACAGGUCUGACUGUAGACUAGAACAGGUCUGACUGUGGGACUGGAACAGGUCUGACUGUGGGACUGGAACAGGUCUGACUGUGGACUAGAACAGGUCUGACUGUAGGACUGGAACAGGUCUGACUGUGGGACUGGAACAGGUCUGACUGUGGACUAGAACAGGUCUGACUGUGGGACUGGAACAGGUCUGACUGUGGGACUGGAACAGGUCUGACUGUGGGACUAGAACAGAUCUGACUGUUGGAGUAGAACAGGUCUGACUGUGGGACUGGAACAGGUCUGACUGUGGGACUGGAACAGGUCUGACUGUGGGACUGGAACAGGUCUGACUGUGGACUAGAACAGGUCUGACUGUGGGACUGGAACAGGUCUGACUGUGGGACUGGAACAGGUCUGACUGUGGGACUAGAACAGAUCUGACUGUUGGAGUAGAGCAGGUCUGACUGGGACUAAAGCAGGUGCGACUGUGGGACUGGAACAGGUCUGACUGUUGGACUAGAGCAGGUGCGACUGUGGGACUGAGACCUGCACAUGGACUCAGCAGGACUGCCCAGCCUACCUCUCGUCUCGGUUUUGUCUCUGUUAGCAUGUAGCCUCCAGCUGCUAGCUGCUGGAAUUCUUACUCGCAGGUAUGGUGGACGGAGUUCCCCAAUGGACAAGUGGAUUUUGCUGUGGCUCUUUUAUGAUGUCAUUGUCCAUGUGACUCUAGAGGGACCUUUUGUUUACAUGUCUCUCGUUGGGACAGUAGAAACGUCUGAAGGUCCUCUGGCAGAGUUAUGGAAGGAGUACAGUAAAGCAGACAGCCGCUGGCUAGUUUCUGAUCCAACCAUCGUCUCCGUGGAGAUUCUGACCGUCGUCCUCGACUCUCUCCUCGCUCUGCUACUGAUACAUGCAAUACUCAACAAAAAGUACUACAGACACUUCCUGCAGGUUGCUCUGAGCGUGUGCGAGUUGUACGGCGGCUGGAUGACCUUCUGUCCUGAAUGGCUGACGGGCAGUCCUCACCUGAACACCUCCAGCUGGCUCCACCUGUGGCUCUACCUGGCCUUCUUUAAUGGGCUCUGGGUGUUGGUUCCAGUGCUGUUGCUGCUCCAGUCUUGGCUAUCUCUUAAGAGUCUUACCCCCCCUCCUACCAGCAGAAAGAAGCUGUAGACGUGGAUGAAGCUGCAGGUGGUAACUCUCUGUCUGCAUGUUAAACUGCUCCAUGUUCAUGUCGGGGUGAAGAAGUCAAAUCACAAACUGAUUUCAAGUGAAAUUUAAUCAUCACCAUCAGAAGUGUCCAUCAUCACAGCCUGUGUUUAAAUCCAAUUUUAUAAAUAAAAUCUGGUGAACAAAACAUUCCUAUUGUCCAGUCCUGCAGACCUGCCCCAGAUCCUCCUCUUCCCCCUUUCAGCUCUUCUUGAUCAUCUUGCUGACGGACAUGAAGGCCUGCUGUAGACCUAGUCCCUUCAGACCACUGCAGGCCUGGAUCUCCCACUCUCUGUCUGGGGAGUAACUGGGAAGGUCCAGCUGGGUGGACACCUGAAGGGUGGACACAGAGAAGAAGAUGACACUAGGAAGGGUGGGGGUCGGGGUAGGCGUUCAUAUAAUUCAUAUAACAUCUGCAAAACAAACAUCUUGUUCCAAAAAUACUUACGUUAAAAAAAAUCUGUUUCACAAUAACUGAACCAAAAUACUUCAAGUGUCACUUUUCACAUGACUCCUGGGGUCUUCAUUGCUUAAUUCACUCAUUUGAAAGCAGACAUGGAUGAAUUAUCAAGUAAACUGUUUAAUACACAUUAUUGUUGAUAGUUAAGACAUGCUGUCAUUCUCUCUGCUCUACUGCUCCAUCAAACCUUUGUCAUGGCCUCAGACAAGAAUCUUGUGUCUGUUCUAGUCUUGUCCGAUCUCAGUGCUGCUUUUGACACCGCUGAUCACAAUGUUCUUGUAGAAAGGCUUGAACAUGUUGUAGGGAUCAAAGGAACAGCGCUAGGCUGGUUUAAAUCCUACCUGUCUGACAGAUUUAAUUUUGUUAAUGUACAUGACAAAUCAUCUUCAUAGUCCAGGGUUACUUGUGUAGUACCACAGGGUUCGGUGCUUGGACCAAUUCUUUUUACUAUACAUAUUGUGGUGGCCCUGACACUGAUUGGCCGGCAAGGCCGCAUUGCACUCUGGGGGGACGGUAAAUUGGGGUUGUUUAAUCAGUUUGUGGUGUUCUGAGGUUUAUUUUGUUCGGGGUUAUAUUAGUGUUGUUUGUUUCAGUUUGGAGUUCACACUGUGUUGUUCUUAUCCGGUGCCUGUUGGCACCGUGAGUUAAUUGUAUGUGAGGGGGGAUGAAAAGGGGAGCCAUCCGGCGAUUAAAAAUAUUCUAUGUCUGCUA
This is a messenger RNA of Nothobranchius furzeri (turquoise killifish), 2559 nucleotides long. Lineage: Eukaryota; Metazoa; Chordata; Actinopteri; Cyprinodontiformes; Nothobranchiidae. The record is from RefSeq and is a predicted model, not a curated record.